Molecule: messenger RNA, 3946 nt
Organism: Sciurus carolinensis (gray squirrel)
Lineage: Eukaryota; Metazoa; Chordata; Mammalia; Rodentia; Sciuridae
Gene: Mad2l1bp
Product: MAD2L1 binding protein
Biological process (GO): regulation of exit from mitosis
Cellular component (GO): nucleus
Source: RefSeq, a predicted model, not a curated record
AUGCUCCGCAGGGCGCCUAUUCUAACCGCAGGGAAGAGAGGGAGUAGGUCGUGAUGGCGGCGCCGGAGCCGGAAGUGCUCUCCUCUGCUGCAGUCCCUGAUUUGGAGUGGUAUGAGAAGUCAGAAGAAACUCAAACCACCCAGAUAGAUCUACUUGAGACCACCUCUGCCCAGGAACUUUCCAACCCGUCGGAGUCCGUUUGCCCAAGAGACUGCUUGGUACCAGUGGUGUUUCCUGGGCCUGUAAGCCAGGAAGGCUGCUGUCGGUUUACUUGUGAACUUUUAAAACAUAUCAUGUACCAACGCCAGCAACUCCCUCUGCCCUAUGAACAGCUUAAGCACUUCUACCGAAAACCUUCUCCCCAGGCAGAGAAUGCAGUGAGGAAGAAACCUCGAGUCACGGCUGAGGCAAGCAGCAGGAAAUGCCAACAAGCACUGGCAGAACUGGAGAGUGUCCUCAGCCUAGAGGACCUCUUUGCCCGGACACUAGUACCACGAGUGCUGAUCCUCCUUGGUGGCAGUGCCCUAAGCCCCAAGGAGUUCUAUGAACUCGAUCUAUCCAGGCUGGUCCCCUUCAGCGUGCACCAGAGCCUGAGCACAGCAGCUUGUUUGCGCCGUCUCUUCCGAGCCAUUUUCAUGGCUGAUGCCUUUAAUGAGCUACAGGCUCCUCCGCUCAUGGGCACCAUUGUCAUGGCACAGGGACACCGUGACUGCGGAGAAGAUUGGUUUCGACCCAAGCUCAACUACCGAGUGCCUAGCCGGGGCCACAAACUCACUGUGACCCUGUCCUGUGGUGGCCCUUCCAUCCCAGCCAUGGAUUCAGAGGAUUACAUUUGGUUCCAGGCACCAGUGACGCUUAAGGGCUUCCACGAUUGAAUGAGGGUGUUUCUUAAUUGUAAAAACACAGUGGCUAAAUUAUCUUUCUCCCUGUGGCACCUAGUCACGCAUCUCUUGCUUGGACUGGAAUUGCUUCCUGGUGAGGAAAGAAGGCUCUGUCCUCCUGGCUGUAUGCCUCCCCUCAGGCUUCCUGGUCGGCUGAUGGGGUGUGGCUGUGUCUGUAAUCAUCAUCAUUGAGCAAUAUCUCCGAAUCAAAGGUUGAUUUUCCCAGAGGGUGCUGGGUCAGGUCUAUUUAGGGUUGGAAAGCAAAGAUGGGUCCAUAGAUAGAAUCUCCUAUGGAGGUGCCCCUUUUCUGCUUUUGCUCUGUUCUUUCAGAGUUUCUUCUGGGGUCAUAAGGUGGGUGUGACUCAUGAAUUUAAAUAUAAAAUGAAUAGAAUCAUAUUAAAAUUUCCUGAAACUUUUGACUUAAGGCCCAGAGUUGUUUUUUUCUCCUGGGUCUUGUCUGCUUCAGGGAUUCCAGGAUUUUUUACUAAUGGUUUUUUCUUUCAUCAGCCUCAGGCCAGUCUGGAAAGUUAAGUGACUUGACCAGGAUUCUAUAAGUAGUUUGAUAGCAGAGUUGGGAAAAGAAUCCUCAUCAGCCAGCUUAUAGCCCAGCAUUCUUUACUUGCCACAUAUAGAUCUUUGUGACCCUUAAAUUCUGUGUGGCCCAAAGCAGGAGUCCCCUUUGGUGUGGGCAAAAUACUGGUAAGGAACUUAGCUUACCAGUUCACUCAAUGAAAGUCCAGGGAUGUAGGGGAAUAAUUUAGCCCUUGUGAUUGAUCCUUAGUAAACUCUGAGCAGGUUUGCAGAAAGAGUGGUGAAGGGGAGGAGCUCCUAAUAAGACUUCUCACCCUCCGAGAGCAGGAGCCUACUGCCCUGUUCCUCAAAAUAUGGUCAUCUGGGCUGGGGUUUUAGCUCAGUGGUAGAGCAUUUAUCUGGCACCUGUGAGGCCCUGGGUUCGAUUCUCAGCACCACAUAUAAGUAAAUGAAUAAAAUAAAGGUCUAUCAACAUCUAAAAAAUAUUUUUUAAAAAUAUGGUGACCUGUAGUUUGAGGGUCACAGAUGCUGCUAGUGGUCAGUUAGGGCAGAGGACAGUUGGAGCCUGUUAAUCUUCAUUAUGUCAAUUGUUAAACACAUGCCAGGCUUGGGGAUCUGAGGCCUGGAGUAAGGCCCUCCAGCCCCUUGCAGCUGUUCUGGGCUCUGAAUGGUCCUGUAAACCUGGCCUAUUAUGCCCUUCAGAUCUGAGAAGCAAAUGUCAGGGGAAGGGGACUGAGAGACACAGAUCAAGAAAAGAAAAUUGAGGGUCUUUACAGAGCCCGGUUGAACUAGUGGCUUAGGCCCUCUGGAUUGCUCUGCAAUCCUGUGGGAUUCACUCUCUGUGGCCUUCUGGAGUUCUGCCCAGCACCUCUCCACUGCAGCUGUUUGAUGGCUGCUGGCAGUUGCUCUUGGCAAAACUCUGCCAUCCUGCCUGUGGCAGUUCCUCCUCAUCUACAUGUAAUUGGCCAUUGUGAUCCUUGCUGUUACCCUUUCUGGCUUCACCCUGUUCUGGCCACCAAGGGUUGCAGCUCAUUUUCUCAUAGGAAAUUGAGGAUAGAAUUCUCAUCCUGCUAGUGUUGGAGAUGGGUAUAGUGCAGCACUCCUGGGCAUGUGUAUAAAUGAGAACAACAGUACUUAAACUGCAAGGUUGUUAGGUUAGACAGUGUAUGUAAAGUGCUUUAAACAGUAUAUAGCAUAUACAGUCCCCUCCCCGAUAUUAAAAAAAAAAAAGGUUUAUUUAGCUCACAAUUUUAGAACCUGAAUGUUCAGCAUUUUGCAGGCUCUGGCAAGGUCUCCCUCCUGGGCUGUCAUUCAGAUUUGGUGAUUGCCAGGAUUAUGUGAAGAUUAUUUCUCAAUGAUUCCAUCUUUUUCUUUCUUUUUAAUAUUUUGAUUUUACUAAUUUUUUUGCAAUGCCAGGAAUCAAACUGACAGCCUUAGGCAAGUGCUCUACCACUGACCUACAACCCUCGUCCAGAUAAUAGCUUUUUAAAUUUUUGGUUUAAUUUUAUUUUUUUUUUAUUUUUUGUUGCUUUGUUGUCCAGGCUAGUCUUGAAUUCUGGGGCUUAAGUGAUCCUCUUGCCACAGCCUCCCAAGUGCUGGUACUACAGGUGUGUACCACCAUGCCCAGCUUGUUUUUUGAAGCAUUUAUUCCUCUAGACAUGGAAUUUCAAUUUAGCAUACUUCAGUAUGUCCCUCUACUACAACCACAAGGGAGACUUCUAUCUCUAAAACCCAAUACCUGCAAUAGCAGGCUUUUGGCCUCCAUGCCAGGACACAGCUCCAUUUGCCUGUGCAUUGUGUUUUAAGCAGUUGCAUAGGGCUAGGGUUGUAGCUCAGUGGUAGAAUGCUUGCCAAGCAUGCUUAAGGCCCUGGAUUUAAUCCCCAGUACCACAAGAAUAAAGUGCAAGAAUACAUUAUCUAAUCCAAAGAACCUUUCAAUGUAUGUUUUAUUGUCUCCAUUUUAUAGAUGAGGUCUGGGGAGCUUAAGUGAUAGAACAUGGCCUCAAAUCUGGUGCACCUUGCUGUAGAGGCCGGGUGCUGCACAUCCUGUUGAGUUCACUCUGAAAUAGCCAGAGUUUGCCCUUCCAAAGAUGUUAACAUUAGGAAGCUGCAGAACUCUCAUCUCUUCAGAUUCUGGUUCCUGACAUAUAGUCUGGCAUUAAUAGGUAAAUACAGAAUCAGUGAAAACAGAAUAUAUGAGCUCUUUUCUGUGCUUUGACCACUUGUAGCAUAUUCCACCAGCAGGAAUUUUUACUAUUUUUCAGUACUGAUAAUAUUACCUUAUAGAAAGGAAUUGAACCAAACCUCCCACUUAGGGAAAGGUGGAAAGUCUGACUAAGGGGAAUGGGGAGCUAUUGAAUAAGAGAUUAUAAAUUGUUUUGAUUUGGAAGACAUGUUAAGCCAAGUCAACUUUCUGAAAUGCUUAUUUUAAAAACCUUCAGUCAGGUGCUGUGGCACUUGCCCAUAAUCCCAGCAACUCUGGCAGCUGAGGCAGAAGAAUCGCAAGUUCAAAGUUAUUCUCAGCAAUUUAGUGA